CUUCUUUUUCUUUUUUUCCAGAUUGCAGACGAGACCUUUAUAAGCAGCUAUAAGACAAAAAGGAUACUCGACCCCACUACGCCUGUAAAAUAAAAGCCAACAAAAGAAUACAACAAACGCUUCAGACAAAACCCGAUAAGAGCCCACCACAAAGGGGAAAGAACAAAACUCAAAACAACCAAACAAAAAAACGAAACGUAACAUAAAGACGGAACAAAGCAAAUAACAAUUUCGAAGAAACUAAAGCUCGUCUUGAGGCAACAAUUGCUGAAAUUGUUUUUUUCUUGUCGAAUUUUCCCAACGAGUUGGAAAGCAAAUACAAGACAAUAGGAAAUUACUUUCGGUGCAAAAGUUCGCAGCGAGAAAGAAAAGGUUAGCCGAGAAGAGAAUUCGUAAGCCAGCGAAAAGGGUUAUAAGUUAGCUGCUGACAACAUUGACGUCCACAGGAGCAGCAAUGGGUUUUUGCGCUCUUGCUGUCCUUGUGCUAGCAAGCGGGGUGGUGUGUGCCAGUGUCUAUGCCUACCCUCCCAAUUACUCGGAUGAACCACCUGUGAUCAAUGCCAAUGGGGAUGGCGACUAUGACGGAGGCGGUGGUGGCGGUGGUUAUAUGAUGCCACAGUUCCAUCACGGUUACGCUCAACUGAUGCAACAACAUUAUCAAGAACACAACAAGGCCUCUGCCGCACUCACCGCUGUUUCGAAGAAAACAACAACCUCAACAACAGGCGCGACAAGACCAGCUGCAAUAUCCGCAACAACGACAGCAAACAAACCACCUUCUCUUCAACCUGCCUUCGUUUACAGCGCCCAAGUGCCGGCCCACAUUGAACCGGAAGCCAACAAGGUGGUCAAUGCCGUUAAGCUCGCCAGCUCCACGGUGGCAGCAUCAUCGGUUCACCAUCCACCAUCAACGUCAUCAUAUCAAACAAGCGGCUAUGGCAGCUAUGGCACGAGCUCAUACCAAGAUAUGAAUCCUAAUGACAAUGUCGAGCAGUAUGGCGACUUGUCAAAGAAACACAAUGUCGGUUCCAGUCCUGCAGCAGUUGCGGUUAUUUUAAACGGCGAUCAACCAGAAUUCACAGAUGCCUUAGGCCAAAAGGUACCCAAGCCUCAACCAUCUCUGCAAGUUGCCAGCCCAAUUGAUCUGUUGAACCCGGAUCGCUAUGAAUUCUAUACGUUCGAUGAAAACGGCGAACUUGUCAAACGUCUGAUGACUAUGGAAGAAAUUCAAAGUAUUGUUGCAAAUGGCGACGGUGAGGGGCCAGCUAUUAUCCACCACGGACCGGUAGAAGAUAAAGAUCCCGAGAAAAAUGUUCAAGACAUUGUCAACAGCGUACAAGAUGUCCUCAACAAAGAAGUGGAGUCAAACAAAAAUAGCACUUCCAAUAUUUUACCAGCUUUGGAUACUCCAGACGUUUCCUCUUCAUGGUCCAUGAUUCUUCCGGCAAUAUUCGGCAAUACCGGCAGUGUAGACAUAUUCCCACAACAAAAACCUCAACAAAUAGUUAUGACUCCAGAUAGCGAAAUUAUGGAAACUACAUCAGAUGCGCCUGUAUCUACAACCACUACACAUCCUAAGCCCAGCAAACGUAGACCGGGUCAGAAACGUAAAACAAGCACAACUACGACAACGGAAAUGACUCCCCAGGUCAUCCAAGAGGAACUGGAUUCCCACGAGUCUGUGUACACAGGCAUGCAGCAGUACCAACACUUGGCUGCUUCCAUGCAAAACUAUGGAGAUUUCUCACAAAUUCACAUGCAGCCCAUUUAUCACAAAUUGCCCGAACAAUUACAGAUUGAAUCGACAACGAAGCGUGUUUUCAUUAACAACCAGGAAGUAGUCCAGAGACCAGCCGAUGAUGAGGUGAUUUUGGAUGAAAAUUUGGCCAAGAAACCGCCACAAAUUCAACGCAAACCGUCACCACCACAUAGGGUUAAGAAGCCUAAUGGCGGUCAAUCCACAACCAAACGUCCGCAGACUACUAAACAAAAGACUAAGAAGAAGCCUACCACAACAACAACUAUUUCUCCGGAAACCACAACAAUGGCUGAGACAGUGUCUCCAACACAACCAACUCCUAUAACUACAACAACCACCACCAUAACUACUACCACUGAGUCUGUCCAAGCUACAACGGUGCCCAUUACAUCUUCUCCGCCCAGUACUACUUCUGCUACUAAAAAGAAGAAACGCAAGCCCACACGCCAACCCAUCCAUUCCCACCCCACCAGUACUGAUGGUACUUCUACCACCGCACAAUUACCAUCUACAACGGAGACAACAACAGCAGGUGUUGAAGAAGAGCCCAUAACAACGACAUCAACAACAACGUCUGCUCCCUCGCCUAGUACUACUGUUGUCCCUAAAAAGAAGAAAAAGAAACCCACUCACACACCCAUCCACCAUUCUACCAUCGCGGAUAGUACUUCUACAACAACAACUCCCUUGCCAUAUACAACUGAGACAUCAACAACGCCUGUCGAAGCGGAACCCACGACUACAACAACAUCUGUCCCUGAAGUUGAACCUCCUACUCAGACAAGUACUACAGCUCCAAAGAAGAAGAAGAAGAAGAAGCCCACUCGUCAGCCUAUUUCAACAGCAGCAUCCACAGAAUCGCAUGAUUUACGCAAGCCUCAUCCUCACAGACAUAAGCCUCCACAUGGUACACCCCCGACAGGAGACUUAGCCGCCGAAGGAACCGCACACCAAGAGAUCGCACACAACAAAUACCAACAAGUGUCUCAUCACAGGCCACGACCCAAGCCACAAAAACAUACAACUACUACCACGACGAAACCAACCACUUCCACAUCCACGCUUCCUCCAACCACCACAGUCGUAUAUGCACCCGUGCCCGAGGAAACCACUUCAACGACACAAAAACCAACUCUGAUUGUUGAGGAAUUCCCCGGCUAUCAACCACCAGGUAUGGUCACAUCUACAUCAAAGCUCGCCGAGGUAACUAAACAGUCCACAACAACACCCACCACACCGACAAGCUCCGGCACAUCGGGAUAUCCUAUACCAUCUUAUGUUUUGACCAUCGAUGCUGUCGAGGAAUCAAACAAUCACCAGUUACAGAAGGAACCUCAACCAUCCAUGGCUACAAUGCAACAUGUUACAUUGAAACCUUACGACCAAGAUAUUCACGCAAUGCAGUCAUUCGAUCAAAUACUAGAGUCGCUCAAACAGCCGCAAUUGACACAUAAGGUAGAUUCCACACCAGAACCCACAAAAGCCCCAAUUAAACCAGUGAAGUAUGACAGUGCUGAAAAUAUGGACCAAUUAGAGGAAAUGGCCAAUAAACAUAUGGUACCAAUGGCCAGCCUACCCAAUCUAUCCAAUUAUGGAAGUAAUAAUAAUAAUGAAGAGUUGGACAACACAUUCACUGAACCCGCAACCGAUGGAUCGGUAGAAGAAAUGGACACUGAUGUAUCGACAGCAUCAACUAUGAUUGAGCCGGAGGAAACUACAAUUGCGGAUGUAGCCGACAAUAAAUCAGAUGUCACAAUGACUAACCGUUAUGAGGACAUCACAAUACAUUAUACCACUGAAGAGGAUCGGACAAAUGCUGAAAAUAAAAACCCGACUGAGGAUCCAGGUGUGAUUUCGGAUACAACUGAAUCGGAAUCCAACCAACGCAUGACGGAAACUAGCACAGAUAUUGAAGCUCCAACUGAGGUGACGACACAAGAGAUUUCUGAAAAGCUUUUCGAUGAUGACACAAAAGAAACUACUGAAACUACCGAAGUCACUAUGGAUGAGGAAACGACUACUCUCCUUCAUUCGCAACAUGAUGGCGUCGAUAUUCAGGAAGCCCACACAAUUACCACAGACAUCGCCAUAAUGCAACCGCAGUUCAACUAUGGCGAGACCACGACCAGUUCGGACGAAACCUUGGAAGAAUCUUCGUCAAUGGGACAAACCAGGCUUCCAGUUGCCAAACCUUCGAAGCACAACGAUGACUUGAUGGACGACGACAAAGCCGAUGGAAAUCAACCAAUUCUUGUGGCAGAUCUAAAGCCACACCUGAACCUGGAGGUUGUCAAGCCCUCGUCACAAAUCAGUAUGUCAGAUUUCCAAACGCAAGCGGCUACUGUCGCUUCAACCCUUGUAGACGGCACUAAUACAAUGGCCGUGGACUACAACAUGAUGAGUUCGAAUGAAACCAAAGAUGAGAUCGCCUUCCUAAUGUCCGAUGUUAUAAAACAGAUGGCAAAUAAUCCGAAUAUGGCGACCAGCAACGAUGUCAAACCGGUCUACCAUACCGGUGACCAUCACUAUUCCUCUACUCACCAGAGUGUACCCAUGCCCAUUCAGCAGAAUUAUAACAACGAUAAUUUCGAAUCCAAUGGUGGUCAUGGAUGGGCUGCAAGCAGCGAUGAUUACACCUUGGGCAGCAACGGUCACCAUUCCACAACAACUCACCAGAGCGUACCCAUGCCCAUAGAGCAGAAUUAUGCAAAUGACAAUUUCCAAUCGAACGGCGGCCAUGGAUUGUCCAUACCCGAUCAGGUCGAUCGCUACACAAAUAUUGCCAAACUGAACACAUCAUUCCUCUUGUCCGACAAAGGUGAACUGCCCAGCUUGUUGAACACAUAUGGCAACAACGAAGCCAGUGUAGAUGACUUGGAUGAGGACAGCUACGAAAAAAUGGAGAACCCCUAUGCUACAACAACAUUAGUUACCGACUCCUCUUUGAACGAAGAAAAUAGUUACACCACAAUCAAAAUCACAGAAAAAGAGGAAGAAACAUCAACACCGUUAACGGUAGAGGGAGAUAAUGAGAAGACAACUGAGGCUCAAUUCGAAUAUACUACCCCCAUAUCGGAUACGACCGAAUCAAACGAAGAAUCUUCUUCUAGCCAGGAAGAAUCUACCACAAUCACACCAAGUCAAGACGAAAUUCACAGCGAAGAAGGUACCACAAAUCAGAUGAAAAAUGAAUCCACAGAAAUGCCGCUAAAUUCCGAGACCAUAACAGUUGCUGAUACUACUGAGGAUAACAUAUCAGUCAUGACGUCUGCAGAAGAAGCAACAACUACCCCCUUAGCGCUGGCUGAAACUGAAUCCACCGAAGAAGUUCAAUUGCCAGCCCUUUCUCCAACUUAUGGGGAAGAACAAAAGCUGGAGGAUUCUGAUGAUAGGGAGGCUCUCUUUGAAGCUGAUAGCGCCACUGACACAACGACACAAGUCAAUAACAUAUCUCAAGAAACUACCGAGUCAUCGUGGGAAAUGGGCGGCGACGAAAACAAAACUACCGAAGCUGAAGAGUCAUCUAUGCACGCCAUCGAAAAUGAUGAAAACAUGAGUGAACGAAACGUAGAGGAGAGCAAUGACCCGGAAACAGUGACAGUUGCGCCAAGCGACACAGAUAGUUCCGCAAAUGACCAAUUCGAAGAAACAACCAGUGUUACAGAAAGUAGUGAUGAAGAAAUCGUGGGAACCGAAUCGGCCACUAUUAAAGUGGAGUCCUCCGAAGGACAAGAGGAAGCUAAAGUUCCCGAAAGUAUUACAGAUGCCACCGAAAUGUUUACCGAGUCUGAGCAAGAUUCCUCAACGACCGUGGAAGAUAAUCAGGAUACCAAUAAGGAAAUGGCUGAAAUAUCUUUAGAUAACGCUACUGUCCAGGACGACCUCCGCUCUGAAGAGGCCUCGACGGAUUCAUCAACUGUGGAAAAGGAUGAAGACACAACCACAACCGAUAUUCCAGUUGAUACAACAACUGAAAUCCAGGAUGAACCUACAACAACAAAAAUUGGACAGAAGGAGGAGGACGAAGAUACCACCACUAUCAACUACCCUAUGAGCGAAGAAACAUCAGAAGAACUAAAUGCAAUGAUUUCCGAAGAGGAUGAAACCGGCGAACUAAUCGACGGAGAUCCCUAUGUUAAAUUGGGAGAAACAACAACACCGAAACCAAUUGAAUCGGCAACUCUUAAGGUCGAGGACUAUAAUCAUGUGGAAGUGAAGAACGAUGAAUCGCCCUCAAACGAAUCGCAAAUCACGAUCAACGACGAAUCAAACGUUUCUGCCGAUUUAUCACCUGAAGAAAUAACCAAACCUGCCACUGCAACUAAUGUGGAGGAGGGUGUUGUUAAACAACCCGACCCAAGUGCUGAAGAUGUUCCCAUGUUGGCGCCACCCAAGCCCAUCAACACCAUCGUCUCAUAUGAUAUUCCAACUGUCGGCUCGCAUCCAGGGACACAAAAUGACAACGAAGGAGAAAGCUUUGAAGGAUCCGAUGAAGAAGAUGAGGACGAUCAAACGGGAUACCAGCCACCUAAGUUGCCAUCAAUAACAACAAGAAUUUCCACCACAACCAGUACUACUACAACACCAAAACCUACUGUGACCACCACCCGACGUCUAAAUACCCUAAAACCAGUUUCCUAUUUCAAUAAGCAACCCGCCUAUGCCUUGUAUCAGGAUUCUGUCGAGCCUUUGUACAACAAACAACCUAUGCCGGUACAAGCACAGCUGCAGCCUCAAACACAAGAAAAUAUUCCAAACAAAGUCAUCAGCUACAGUGCUGUUACCCCGCAGCAACGUCCCAUGCAAAGACCGCCUCAGCUCAGCAAUCUAAUGAUAGCAUCUUCCCAAGCCACACGGCCACCGGUCAAAAUGGAACCCUCGCCUAGCGGUUCCAAGGGCCUCGAAGCCUCUGUGGCCAACUUAGAUGAGGAUAUUCAAGCAUUUGCAAAACUCUGCAACGAGUUGGCGUUCAGUUAUUGGAAAUCAAUUACUUCGGAAAAAAUAAGUUCGGCCAGAAGUCUUGUGAUAUCUCCAUUUGCAUUGACCUCCAUGCUGUCAAUGGUGUUCUUGGGCGCUCGAGGUAGCACUUCAGGCGAGAUGAAUGACGUACUGAAGUUGGAUGACAUGGUCACAUUUAAUCCACAUUUAGUCUUCAAAAAUAUUACAGACUCCGUCGAGAGGGCCAUGGAUAGUGACAUUGCCACAACGGCCUUUGUCCGCGAAGUCUUCAGUGAUCGCGCCAAUGGCAAAAUAUUGCAGUUCUUCAAGGAGAAAACUCAACAGCUGUACGCCGGUCACGUCGAAGAAGUAAAUUUCCAUGUGGUCAAUGACAUUAUCCGCCGGCGAACCAAUCUCCUUGUGAAGCGUCACACCAUGGGCAAGGUUUUAGAAUACCUGCGCACAAAUAGUGUUUGGGUCAAUGGCCCCUUGGCAACCAUAUCAGCCAAUCUCUUCCAAACUGACUGUUCUCGGGGAUCUACACAGGAUCGGGAUGGUGAAAUAUUCUUCCAAGUUCAUCCAACGGUGCGACAACGACGACUUGUGCCAAUUCCCGCUGUCCUGUUCAAGAGUGGUUUUACAGCCGGUUUCGAACCGAAUUUGGAUGCCACCGUUGUUGCUUUUGGUCGUAUACAGGAUACUGUGAGUAUGAUUUACGUAAUGCCUGGCCAACAAAGCACAAUAUCGCCAUCGGAUAAUUUAGACCGCCUCGAGAAAGAACUGAUGGAAACAGCCAUCUCCAAGAAUGCCUGGAGCAAUUUGUUGACAUCACUUAUGGAUCGUCCUGGCAUGGAAGUCAAACUGCCGCGAUUUUCUCACAGAUCCUUUGUUAAUGCCACACUUGGUUUGCAAAAGAUGGGUCUCAAAGGACUCUUCAAGUCGGACUACGCCGAUCUCGGCGGCCUAACUGGUUCCCCCAAUCGCGACAUAUACCUAUCGGACAUGAUUCAAAUCAAUACGUUCAGCACAUGCGGCGAAGAGAAAAUCGCAGAUCAUCAUCAUGUUGAAAUGUAUCCAGCGCCACCAUUACGCAAGCGCAAUAAGGACGUCGAGGCCCACGACGAUGACGACUUUGACUCGUCGGAAGCCGUCAUUGAUUUCGGUUCCCUCGUACAAGAUUCUGCCUUGGGACGUGGCUUCUACGACGACCUAUUGGAUCCUAAAUAUUUGGAAUUGCCCUUGCCGCUGAGGCCGCGACAAGCCCGAGUACCCGAUGCCCCCAGGAUUCGGUUCGACAAGCCUUUCCUGUACUUUGUCCGCCACAAUCCCACAGGCAUGAUUCUCUUCAUGGGUCGCUUCAAUCCCCGACUCUUGCCGUGAGCGUGAAUCUCUCGAACUGAUUAUUAAUUCUCAAAAUAGAUUAAUUCGUGUACAUUUAAGCUCAACUAACUCGUUUCCUUACCAGGUUCUUUAUUUCAGAUUUAUAGCAUAUUAGUUAA
This is a messenger RNA of Musca vetustissima, 8196 nucleotides long. Its product is annotated as mucin-4. The transcript is spliced from 2 exons. The record is from RefSeq and is a predicted model, not a curated record. Lineage: Eukaryota; Metazoa; Arthropoda; Insecta; Diptera; Muscidae. The coding region runs from base 455 to 8077 and encodes 2540 amino acids. Gene Ontology annotation, molecular function: serine-type endopeptidase inhibitor activity.